Eutrema salsugineum is the source of this 900-nucleotide messenger RNA. Its product is annotated as protein slowmo homolog. Gene Ontology annotation, molecular function: phosphatidic acid transfer activity. The transcript is spliced from 3 exons. The record is from RefSeq and is a predicted model, not a curated record. Bases 155 to 706 code for a protein of 183 amino acids. Gene Ontology annotation, cellular component: mitochondrial intermembrane space. Gene Ontology annotation, biological process: phospholipid transport. NCBI's taxonomy places the organism in Eukaryota, Viridiplantae, Streptophyta, Magnoliopsida, Brassicales, Brassicaceae.
AGAGAAAACCAUUUUCAUUGUCGUAAACAUAAGCCGCAGGUUGUCUCCACACCGCCAUUGAUUUGCUUCCUCUCGUCACGUUCUCCAUUUUUGGGUUAUUUUCUUCUACGCUCACACAAGAUCUUCAACUGCAUACCUCUCUCUAAGAUUCUUGAUGGUAAAAGCAUAUAAACAAGAACAUGUCUACAAGCACCCAUGGGAGCGGGUGAGUGCUGCCUCAUGGAGGAAGUUUGCAGACCCUGAAAACAAACGCAUUCUUUCUCACAUCCUUGAAGUCGACACCUUGAACCGGAAACUUGACACUGAGACCGGAAAACUCCACACCACACGUGCUCUCACCAUCCAUGCUCCGGGGCCAUGGUUCCUUCACAGGAUCAUAGGCCAGGACAUCUGUCACUGUGUUGAAUCAACAGUUGUGGAUGGCAAAUCACGCUCGAUGCAGCUUACAACCAAGAACAUUAGUCUCCAAAAGUUCAUUGAAGUGGAGGAGAGGAUAAGAUAUGAUCCGCAUCCAGAAAAUCCGUCGGCCUGGACGGUUUGUAGCCAGGAGACGAGCAUUCGGAUCAAACCCUUGUCAGCUCUGGCAUCAAUGGCUGAGAAAGUUGAGCAGAAAUGCGCUGAGAAAUUCAUGCAGAAUAGCGUGAAAGGGCGAGAGGUGAUGGAGAGAAUUUGUAAGUAUAUGGAAGCAGAAUCCGCUCCAAUCUAAAGAUCCAAACUUUAUAGGUUCCAGUAUCUUGGAUUUGGGGGUUUUUAAUGUUUUGUAAGUCAAGAGGACUACGUUUUGGAGCCAUGGUAAUAAUAAAUCCAUGAAACAGUUUAGAACAAGCUACUGUUGUUUUUCAGCUGCUUAUCUUGUCUGUCUUAGCAACUGGAUAUUGAGUUGAGAAGCUUUCUGUCCAA